UGUUAAAGUUGACGAAACCCACACCCAGAAGAGCAAAAUAGUGAUAGUGAGAGAGAGAGAUGGCGGAGGAAGUGAGCAACAAGCAGAUAAUUUUCAAAGGGUACGUGAAGGGGGAGCCGAAAGAAUCCGACAUGGAAUGCCGGACAACCACCGUGAAGCUGGAGGUUCCGGCGGGCUCCGACGCCGUGGUGGUGAAGAAUCUGUAUUUAGCCUGCGACCCAUUCUUGCGGCCUCGAAUGAUAGAUUAUGGAGGCAACUAUGUCUCGGCUUUCACGCCCGGUGAAGCUAUGGAAGGAUUUGGAGUGGGCAGAGUGUUGGAUUCUGGUAAUCCCAAGUUCAAGAAGGGCGAUUUGAUAUGGGGAAUCACCGGUUGGGAAGAGUAUAGUAUAAUUACUCAAUUUCAUGACCACCUUCACAAAAUCGAACAUACAGAUGUUCCCAUUUCAUAUUAUGCGGGAAUUCUAAGUAUGGUUGGUUUGACAGCAUAUGUAGGGCUAUAUGAGAUUGGACGUCCCAAAAAAGGAGAAACGGUUUUUGUGUCCUCUGCUUUUGGGGCUGUUGGUCAGCUUGUUGGACAAUUUGCAAAACUUGUGGGUUGUCAUGUUGUUGGUAGUGCUGGCACAAAAGAAAAGGUUGACCUGUUAAAAAGUAAAUAUGGAUUUGAUGACGCUUUUAACUACAAAGAGGAGAAAGACUUGAAUGCGGCUUUAAAAAGAUAUUUCCCCAAUGGAAUUGAUAUCUACUUUGAAAAUGUCGGAGGAAAAAUGCUCGAUGCAGUACUUCUCAACAUGAAGAUCCAUGGGCGCAUUGUUGGUUGUGGAAUGCUCUCACAAUACAACAAUCUCGAGAAACCUGAAGGUGUUCAUAACUUGAUUCUCAUCAUCAACAAACGACUCCGUUUUGAAGGAUUUCUUCUCGCAGAUCAUUAUGAUCUCUAUCCAAAAUUCCUAGAAACAGCUCUUCAGUACAUUAAGGAGGGGAAGAUUUCUUACGCAGAAGACCUUUCAGAUGGUAUUGAAAGUGCUCCUCGUGCUCUCAUAGAAUUUUUAAAUGGUCAAAGUAUGGGAAAGAAAGUGAUUGUUGUUUCUCAAGAAUAGACAUUUUAAUUUCAUGAAUAUCUCUAUAGUGUUCACAUUUCAUUUGCAUAUCAUGUAACAAUAAGAAAAACCUUUCGUUUC
Molecule: messenger RNA, 1178 nt
Organism: Ipomoea nil (Japanese morning glory)
Lineage: Eukaryota; Viridiplantae; Streptophyta; Magnoliopsida; Solanales; Convolvulaceae
Product: 2-alkenal reductase (NADP(+)-dependent)-like
Exons: 5
Coding region: 60-1097 (345 amino acids)
Molecular function (GO): oxidoreductase activity, acting on the CH-CH group of donors, NAD or NADP as acceptor
Source: RefSeq, a predicted model, not a curated record